Pocillopora verrucosa is the source of this 1281-nucleotide messenger RNA. Its product is annotated as collagen alpha-3(VI) chain-like. Lineage: Eukaryota; Metazoa; Cnidaria; Anthozoa; Scleractinia; Pocilloporidae. The record is from RefSeq and is a predicted model, not a curated record.
AUGGGAGGUGGUUGUGACCUUGGGUUUAUGGUGGACGCCUCAUCAAGUGUUGGUGCGAAUUUACCAAGUGUUCUGAAUUUUGUAAUCAGCAUCGUUCACUCCUUUGCCACCGGUAUCGGUAUGCGGUAUGGAAUGGUUGCGUUUGGUGCUCAUGCUCAGGUUAUCUUCCGAUUUAAUCAGUAUACAUCACUCUCUGACGUCGACUCAAAAGUUGCUAGUGUGAACCUGCUUGAAGGCUACAGUAACGCCCACGAAGCUCUUACUCUAUGCAACUCAGUUCUUUUUGCCGGUAAUGGGGCUGGGAGAAAGAGAGUUUUGAUCGCGCUAAUGGCUGGCAGAUCGACAGUCAGUUUGACAACAGCUGCCAUAACAUUGAAAACGGCUAAAGUCAAAGUAAUUGCUGUUGGAAUGGGUAGCUCAUUUUCUAACCAAGAGCUUAUAACUAUGGCAUAUUCUUCAUCUUAUGCUCUAUACUCCAACUCCUUUACUGGUUUAGCAGGAAAAAGGCAGACUGUUUCCAAUUUGGUAUCUGAAGUUAGUGGUGUGACUGCCAUUGGAACUGCGCUUUCCGAAAAUGGAGCUUGCCAAACUCAAGUGGACCUUGGAUUCCUGAUUGACGGCUCUGGAAGCAUAAAUUACUUUGGCGCAGGAAAUUUCAGAAAGUGUUUGGAUUUUGUAAAAGCUCUUACUAGAGCUUUUGUUAUUUCUCCAACGAAAACAAGAGUUGGGGCUAUUGUUUUCUCAUACCGCAGUAAAAUUCAAUUCGACUUCAGCCAGUACCACAGGCAAUCAGAUGUAGAGGCCGCAGUCGAUCGCAUAGAAUACCCCGGACGUUCGACGUACACUGGUGUCGGUCUGAAAAUGGCCGGUGAAAAAUUAUUCAGCAAUAUCAGGAAAGGAGUUCCACGUGUACUGAUUGUUAUAACGGACGGCUUUUCCCACGAUAAUGUCGCCGAGCCUUCUGCAGUGCUUAGAAAGGCUGGAGUAAUAAUACUGUCCGUUGGACUGGGAAAGUAUUACAAUAAAGCUCAGCUUAACGUCAUAGCCAGCAACCCACAGGAAGAGCACGUGUUUUCGGUGGAUUUCUCUCAAAUGCCGAUUAUAGUUAGGGCAAUACAAGAUAGGUUUUGCAGAGAUUCCGCAAAGGCCGUCUCUGAAGGAGCAACCGGGACAACUGUCACCACCACGGGAAGCGGAGUUGGUGGAGUCGGUAGCGGAGGAAUUACAGCGACAGGAACGUCAGGUCAGUUUAUUCCACCACAUCGCAUAGGUCCUGAAUAA